AUGACGAUGAAAUUAAAGAAUGCGAUUUGUAGACAUAUUUUUAGGUAUGAAAAAAACAAAUAUGCAAUUUUUGUGCUGCAACCAACAAAUUUUUCAACGCUAAAAAGGUAUACUACAAAAAACAAUGAAUAUAUGAACGGCAAGGUAAAAACAGCAUAUAUAUUAAAACCUAAAAAAAAUAAUUUUUCUUAUGACCAAAAAAAUAAUUUGAUAGACAAUGACAUAUUUUUGAGAAAAUCAGCUGAUAAUAAAGACAAAAUAAACAAAGAAAUGUACAAAAAAUUAAACACAAAGAUAAUUGAAAAUAGUAACUUUUUUCAAAAUGACAAAUUAUUUUAUAAUUAUAUUACAUGUAAAGUUGUUCGAGAGGUAAAAAACCUCAAUUAUAUAACUAGCGAUUUCUUUUAUCAUUUAAACAAAUUUCACAUUAAUUUUAUUAACAAUAAUUCAAAUUUUUUUUUUUUAAAAUUUACCAAGACAUGCAAAAUAUUUUUUGGUGUGCUAUUUAGCUUUUCAUUACUUUUGACAUUAUUUUUAGUAUCCUCAUCAAAUUAUUUAGAAUAUAAUAUUAUAUUAAAAUAUCACAUAAAAUUUCACUCAUUACUUUUUUCAUUUUUUUCGGCAUAUUAUUUAGCUCUACAAAUAGGAAAUUAUUAUUUUAAAAAUAAUUUCCAUUAUAUAUAUACCCUCACUUUUUUAGUUAAUUCUGUUAUUUCUAUGUUUAUGGCAGAUUAUAAUAUAUGGGGUUCUUAUUAUUUUUUAUCCUUAAAUUAUUUAAGUUGUUUAGCAAUUAAUUAUUGUAACAUAUUUUUAAAAACAUUCCCUAUACAAAUAUUUAGGAAUACCAACAAGCUUAUUUUAUUUUCCCUUUUGUCCUCUUAUUUAGCAGUAAACAAAGGAAAAUAUAUCGAGAAAAAUAUUGAAUUGUUAAAUGAUGAAGAUGUUGAUAUUAGAUCAUUUAAAUUAUUUAAAAUACUACCUUACUUUUUAUAA
Plasmodium yoelii is the source of this 993-nucleotide messenger RNA. RefSeq names its product conserved Plasmodium protein, unknown function. The transcript has a single exon. The record is from RefSeq and is a predicted model, not a curated record. The coding region runs from base 1 to 993 and encodes 330 amino acids. NCBI's taxonomy places the organism in Eukaryota, Apicomplexa, Aconoidasida, Haemosporida, Plasmodiidae.